Messenger RNA from Mangifera indica (mango), 571 nucleotides. RefSeq names its product tripartite motif-containing protein 66. NCBI's taxonomy places the organism in Eukaryota, Viridiplantae, Streptophyta, Magnoliopsida, Sapindales, Anacardiaceae. The record is from RefSeq and is a predicted model, not a curated record. Bases 98 to 400 code for a protein of 100 amino acids. The transcript has 4 exons.
CUUAGCCCAUAGAAAUUAAGUGUAUUAUAGCUUCACCGAAAUAAGCCGAAGCGCAGGAUUAAGCUGAAUUGCGGUUUCGGUGAGACAGGAGUUGAGCAUGGGCAAAGAAGAAGAAAAAGAAGCAUCACCCGCCCCUCCUCCCCCUCCUGUUCCUCCUCCUCCUCCUCCAUUUGAUCCCAGUCGAAUGAUUGGUAUCAUCAAAAGGAAAGCUUUGAUUAAAGAAUUGGCUGCCUUAUACCACGCUGAGUGCCUUGCUUACUGUCAACAACUUUUGGAACUUCAGAAAAGAUGGGAAGAGUUUUUUAUAAAAUUCUUGCAGCCAUUUGUGGAUACAAAAACUCCUGAUGAUUUACGGAAAGAAACAGCGAAGCCCCCCAAGCGACGAAAGAAGACCCGCUGAGCAUAUUAUUCUAUUAGGAAGCACCUCUGACCACUUCAUACUAAAAGGCAAACAGCUAGGAAUGGAAAGGUCUAUAUCACUGUUGCAGUGUAUGGUAUAUAUACUUCAUGUACAAUGUUUUGGACUAUGAUUAUUAGAAACAUAGCUGUGAAGCAUGCUACCGGUGGACCA